Messenger RNA from Enhydra lutris kenyoni (northern sea otter), 1391 nucleotides. RefSeq names its product CCM2 like scaffolding protein (gene CCM2L). Gene Ontology annotation, biological process: heart morphogenesis. Lineage: Eukaryota; Metazoa; Chordata; Mammalia; Carnivora; Mustelidae. The record is from RefSeq and is a predicted model, not a curated record.
AUGGAAUAUGAAGUCAAGAAAGGGAAAAAGGGCUUUGUAUCCCCCAUCCGGAGGCUGGUGUUCCCCAAGUCUGCGCGCCGGGCUGCCUUUCGGACCAGUGUGAGUCGCCGGCCCCUGCACUCGAUGCCCCUUUACCCCCCUGACUAUCUCAUCGACCCUCAGAUUCUGCUGUGUGACUACCUGGAGAAAGAGGUCAAGUUCCUGGGCCACCUCACCUGGGUUACCUCCUCACUGAACCCCUCCAGCCGCGACGAGCUCCUGCAGCUACUGGACACGGCCAGGCAGUUGAAGGAGCUGCCGCUGAAGACCACGGCGGAGCAGGACAGUAUCUUGAGCCUGUCGGCCCGCUGCCUGCUGCUCACCUGGCGCGACAACGAGGAGCUAAUCCUGCGCAUCCCCACGCAUGAGAUCGCAGCCGCCUCCUACCUGCAGGACGACGCGCUGCACCUGCUGGUGCUUAAGACCGGUCUGGGCGUGGACCCGGUGCCAGCAGGCGUAGACGCCAGCCCCGGAGGCGCGGGGCGCGACCCGGGCCAGCCGGGCGCGGCGCCCGAGAAGCGGCGGGGGGGCACCACGGAGCGGCGCCACACCAUCUGCAGCCUGGACUGGCGGAUGGCGUGGGGCGGGGGUGCGAGCGCGGAGGCCCGGGCCGGGGGCGGCGGCGGCGGCAGCCUGGAGCGCCAGCGCGCCGGGGCGCGGGCGUCGGGCAGCUGGGAGCGGCGGCAGACGUUCAGCGGCAGCUGGGAGCGGCGGCACGCCGGCGGCGGCGGCGGCGCGGGCAAGCCGGGCGGCAGCUGGGAGCGGAGGCAGGCGGGCGGCGGCGGCGGCAGCUGGGAGCGGCGCCACCCGGGCUCCAACCCUCUCGACCCGCAGGAUCCCAGCCCCGACGCCUACUGCAACCUUGUCAUCCUGGCCGUGGCCAACAGGGAUGCUGCCGAGGAGUCCUGUGCCCUCAUCUGUCAGGUCUUCCAGAUCAUCUACGGGGACCAGAGCAUUGAGUGCGUGGACCGAGCUGGCUACCACUACACGUCCACGCCCGAGCGGCCGUGGCUGUGCAGCCGCAUAAUGGCUCCCAGGAUACAUUUGAAGCGUGUUAUAGUGGCACGUCCACACCCUCUUUCCAUGGCUCCCACUGCAGCGGCAGUGACCACAGCGGCCCGGGCCUCGAGCAGUUGCAAGAUUACAUGGUUACGUUGCGGAGUAAACUGGGACCUCUUGAGAUCCAGCAGUUUGCGAUGCUGCUGCGGGAGUACCGGCUGGGGCUGCCCAUCCAGGACUACUGUGCAGGCCUGCUGAAGCUCUAUGGAGACCGGCGCAAGUUCCUCCUCCUUGGGAUGCGGCCCUUCAUCCCCGACCAGGACAUCGGCUACUUCGAGGGCUUCCUGGAGGGC